GCUUCGUCAGCGAGUUUACUUGGGAGGACAUCGAAGAAAAGAAGACUUGACAAAUAGUAGCCAUGCGUCAAAAAACGAGAUGGGGAACCGCCAUAUUUGUAACCCUGUUAGUGCUUGCAGGGACCCACGGAGCCUACGCACAGUCUGAUGAGAUGUCAGAAGAACAACUCUUGGCCAGUAUCCAGCAGGUCCUGGAGAAAAUCAGCAACUCCCUUAACGAACUCAUGACUAUAGUUCAGCCCACAACUACUGCUAGUCCUGCUACUACUUAUUCCCCGGCCUCAAGCAGUCUCGAUCCCACUUCCAUGACAACCCAUGAUCUCGUGACGACUCCCGUUGUAACUACCACUUCUAGUUUUGCCUCCACUGUCGUAACGUCGACAGGGUCUGGUACCAGUGGCAGUUCAGAUCCAGUGGAUACUACCACUAGUGCUACCACUGCCAUUUCUCCGACCACUACUCUAUCCACCAUUAGCUCUUCUGCAAGCACAACCGCUUCUUCAGCCACUGCUAGCACGCCAACCAGCACAACCACUUCUCCACCCACUACUAGCACAACCACUUCCCCGUCCACUACUAGCACAACCACUUCUCCAUCCACUACUAGCACAACCACUGCCCCGUCCACCACUAGCACUUCAACUAGCACAACCACUUCUCCAUCCACUACUAGCACAACCACUGCCCCGUCCACCACUAGCACUUCAACUAGCACAACCACUUCUCCAUCCACUACUAGCACAACCACUUCUCCAUCCACUACUAGCACAAACACUGCCCCGUCCACCACUAGCACUUCAACUAGCACAACCACUUCCCCGUCCACUACUAGCACAACCACUUCUCCAUCCACUACUAGCACAACCGCUGCCCCGUCCACCACUAGCACUUCAACUAGCACAACCACUUCACCGUCCACUACUAGCACAACCACUUCCCCGCCCACUACUAGCACAACCACUUCCCCGCCCACUACUAGCACAACCACGUCCCCGUCCACUACUAGCACAACCACUUCCCCGCCCACUACUAGCACAACCACUCCCCCGCCCACUACUAGCACAACCACUUCCCCGCCCACUACUAGCACAACCACUUCCCCGCCCACUACUAGCACAACCACUUCCCCGCCCACUACUAGCACAACCACUUCCCCGCCCACUACUAGCACAACCACUCCCCCGCCCACUACUAGCACAACCACUUCCCCGUCCACUACUAGCACAACCACUUCCCCGCCCACUACUAGCACAACCACUUCCCCGUCCACUACUAGCACAACCACUUCCCCGCCCACUACUAGCACAACCACUUCCCCGCCCACUACUAGCACAACCACUUCCCCGCCCACUACUAGCACAACCCCUUCCCCGUCCACUACUAGCACAACCACUUCCCCGUCCACUACUAGCACAACCCCUUCCCCGUCCACUACUAGCACAACCACUUCCCCGUCCACUACUAGCACAACCACUUCCCAGCCCACUACUAGCACAACCACUUCCCCGCCCACUACUAGCACAACCACUUCCCCGUCCACUACUAGCACAACCACUUCCCCGUCCACUACUAGCACAACCCCUUCCCCGUCCACUACUAGCACCACCAUUUCCCAGACCACUACUAGCACAACCACUUCCCCGUCCACUACUAGCACUUCAACUAGCACAACCACUUCUCCAUCCACUACUAGCACUUCAACUAGCACAACCACUUCUCCAUCCACUACUAGCACAACCACUGCCCCGUCCACCACUAGCACUUUAACUAGCACAACCACUUCUCCAUCCACUACUAGCACAACCACUGCCCCGUCCACCACUAGCACUUCAACUAGCACAACCACUUCCCCGUCCACUACUAGCACAACCACUUCUCCAUCCACUACUAGCACAACCACUGCCCCGUCCACCACUAGCACUUCAACUAGCACAACCACUUCUCCAUCCACUACUAGCACAACCACUUCUCCACCCACUACUAGCACAACCACUUCCCCGUCCACCACUAGCACUUCUACUAGCUCAACAUCCAAAGCCUUCUACCCCCUAGCAGCUGACCGUCAGGCCGCUGAUGACCUCUGCACCCCGACGACCGACCCGGAUGACCUUUGCCUUCGCCUCCAGGCAGUCCUCGAGAGCAUUGAGACCUCAACGACGGAGAUCUCUGAAGGGAACGUGACUCAGCAGAUCUUUGAGAGUCUCGAGCAGGAUUCCGAAACGCUGGAGGGUGUGGUCGAGGAUGCUGGGCAAGAUGACGAUUUCCUGUUUAACGAGGACGCGCUGGUAAAUAAGAUCAAGGAGGUAGAGGAGGCCACAGACAAUGCCUAUCAGUACACAAAAAACAAGCUGGAAGAACUACAAGAAGAUUACACCCUCGUGAUUGUGUUAGGUGUCCUGGGUUCCCUUUUGGUUCUCUGCCUGCUCAUCGCCAUGGGUUUCGUUCUCUACCGAAGGACCCGUAUGAAGAAGACAUAUAAUCAGGUAAUUGGCGAAGAGAUACCUGUAAAGAAUUUCCUUGUCAGCGGCCAAGAUAACGAUGGUUACCAGCACAAUGAGCUUACCGCACGCCCGCCGUCCACUGUCCCCCGCCCACGCACCCAUCGAGAUGAGAAGGAUAUUUCCACGCCUUACAAGGACCCCCGCCCUGAAUCCUCCCGCCCCGCCCUCUCAAACCCGCACAGGCAACGCCCAUACACCAGCGAGAGGCCAAACGCUAGUCUCGACAGGCAUUCACAUUACCUGCCCUCCUACGCCACUUCCGAAGCAAGCCUAGACAGAAACGCACGACGUCCGUACACCAGCCCUGACCGCCCUUACACCAGCCCUGACAAGUACGGCCGCCAGCCCCCUGUUCACAGAGGGUACGACUCGAGUCCUGACAGGUACGGGAGGCGGAAGAACGACCCCAUGAGAAGAGACGAAGACAGGUACGACCCUUACUCACUCGACCGCCCUGGUGUCCAGAAGAAGACUUACGUGGGAAAACUGCGGAGAAUUGAAGCUUGAUGCAUGCAAAUAAAAUUCGUGUUAAAAAAAAAUCGACAACGUAUUUGUAAUAGUUACAGGAUAUGUAUGAAUUCCUUCAUCAUAACUAUUAUAUUUGUCUAGUUUAUGCACAUGUAUAAUAUACACAUUCUCUC
Molecule: messenger RNA, 3142 nt
Organism: Penaeus chinensis
Lineage: Eukaryota; Metazoa; Arthropoda; Malacostraca; Decapoda; Penaeidae
Product: mucin-5AC-like
Exons: 5
Coding region: 63-3008 (981 amino acids)
Source: RefSeq, a predicted model, not a curated record